Molecule: messenger RNA, 994 nt
Organism: Ipomoea nil (Japanese morning glory)
Lineage: Eukaryota; Viridiplantae; Streptophyta; Magnoliopsida; Solanales; Convolvulaceae
Product: PRA1 family protein G2
Exons: 2
Coding region: 38-697 (219 amino acids)
Biological process (GO): vesicle-mediated transport
Cellular component (GO): Golgi apparatus; endoplasmic reticulum
Source: RefSeq, a predicted model, not a curated record
AAUACAUUCCAGUAUUCCACAUACAUCCCAGCUAUAAAUGGUCUUCUCCGGUCAAAACAACUGUCCGGACGUCAAAAUGUCCUCACCGAGCACGACGGCGGCGAAUCCGGUCGUCAAUUCCUCUCACUCUGCCGCCGGAGCCGCCGCAACUUACACCACCAUUCCCAUAUCAGCAUCUGGCGUCGUCCAACGCUCGAUACAAAACCUCUACGCCUACUUCAACCGUUGCCGUCCUUGGCCGGAAUUCCUCUCAACUGCCAAUGCGUUCGACCUCCCGGCUUCCACCUCCGACGUAUGGAUCCGACUCCGACGAAAUUCCAAUUACUUCGCCGUCAACUACUCCAUUAUUAUCUCCUGCUGCGCAGCCGGGUCGCUUUUAGGCACGCCGAUCCUGCUGGCCGUCGUGGUCUUGCUUUUCGCGUUCUGGCUGAUUCUAUACUUCUUCCGUGAAGAUCCGAUCGUUGUUUGCGGCAGGCACAUUGGCGAUCAGCUCGUGAUUACAGUCCUGGUUAUCGGUUCGGCUCUGAUUCUUUGGAUCACGGGAGUCUUGAACAAUCUGCUGAUUGGCGUUGGAGUUGGGAUAUCACUCUCCGCUAUUCACGGGAUUUUCAGGAACCCGGAAGGGCUCUUCCUCGAUGAAGACGACGCCGUUCUAAACGGCUUGGUAUCGAAUUCGCAUGAUGGAGGAAUCUCUUGAAAGUCCAAACAGUUCGUCCUCUUUGACUUUGAAUUGAGGAAAUCUGCUUCUGAAGAAGGUUCUGUUUGCUUGUUUGCUUAAUCAUAUAUUCGGUGUGUUUUUUUGUGUGUGAAUUUACGCUAGUAGGGAGAGCUUGUGAUGUAAGUUAUUUCGUCGGAAAUGAACCGUUCGUGGUUAUUGCUUGCUGAAAGUUGUCGAGUUACAAAAUGCACCUGUAUUGGAAUGUGUUUAAGAUUCAAGCUUUUUUCCCAGAAUUGGGUGAUAGGUUUAAUACAAACUGUACUCAAAAUUGUGACU